This is a messenger RNA of Zychaea mexicana, 1098 nucleotides long. RefSeq lists its product as uncharacterized. Bases 1 to 1098 code for a protein of 365 amino acids. Gene Ontology annotation, cellular component: cytosol; cytoplasm. NCBI's taxonomy places the organism in Eukaryota, Fungi, Mucoromycota, Mucoromycetes, Mucorales, Lichtheimiaceae. The transcript is spliced from 2 exons. The record is from RefSeq and is a predicted model, not a curated record. Gene Ontology annotation, biological process: secondary metabolic process. Gene Ontology annotation, molecular function: hydrolase activity; carboxy-lyase activity.
AUGACACAGGAUAAAUGCCUCGUUGAUGUUCACACGCACGUCUACUUGCCAGAGUAUCUGGAGCUACUUCGUCGUCGCGAACAAGUUCCCCGUGUAUUACCACCGCUUGAAGAAGGUCUAGACGAGCGUCUGAUCAUCCUGCCCGACGAAGACAAGGGCGAGUCCACCAAGAACGGCCGGCCAGUAGGUGCAGCAUACUACGACGUGCGUGAGAAACUGGCGUUUAUGGACAAGCACGACAUUGAUAUCUCCGUGGUCAGCUUAGCCAAUCCAUGGAUCGAUUUCUUGCCACCCACGCAAGAAACGUUUGACCUGGCGCGCCGACUGAACAUUUCCAUGGAGAACAUGUGCCAAGAGCCCAUCACGCAAGGCCGCCUGUACGGUAUGGGCACGUUGCCACUGUCGUCGGUCAAAGGAUCUGUAGCAGAAGUGGAACAUAUUGCAAGUCUGCCGCGCAUGCGUGGUGUGAUUAUGGGCACUUUUGGUUGUGGUGGCAAAGGGUUGGAUGAUCCGGCGCUGGUACCGCUGUUUGAAGCCAUUGCAAAGCACAAUCUGACCAUCUUUUUACACCCACACUAUGGUGUCAACUUGCCUGCUUCUGGCAACACGGAUGCAGGCCAUUCGCUCGCAUUGGCGUUGGGCUUCCCGUUCGAGACCACCUAUGCCGUCUCACGGCUUAUCUUGUCCGGCAUCUUUGACCGAGUUCCGGACCUCAAAAUCUUGUUGGCACAUUCGGGUGGCACAUUGCCUUUCCUUGCCGGUCGUCUGGAUUCCUGCGUCGCGCAUGAUCCCGCCGUUGCUUCCAAGCUCGAACAUCCCCCUUCGCACUAUCUCAAGAAACUCUACUUUGAUGCUGUCAUUUACCACGCAACAGGUGUCAAGGCAACUGCCGAUUUUGUCGACCCAAGUCAAAUCAUGUUUGGCACCGAUCAUCCGUUCUUUCCUCCUCUUGAGUCCAAGGACGCUCGGUGGAUGUCUGUAGAUAGUAAUUUGGCAGCUAUUUCUAAUGCUGGAUUGGAUGAGCCCGCCGUGGCAGGCAUUCUGGGUAAAAACGCAUUGAGAAUUUUCAAUCUGGAGAUGCCUUGCGAAAAUGAGUAA